GCCACACCAGCCAGCCAGGCAGGAGCUUGCCUUUUGCAUAUGGAGGCGGAGGAGCUUUCUACAUUGUUUUCUGCAGGAAACUGGCAGGUGGCUUUUGAUGCGGAGGAUCCAGGUGGCAAGGGAGCGGAUGAGGCAGCCUUGUUGUCUCUCUAGGAUUUUGCUUCCUGUCCUGUGAAGUCAGUUCAGUGGGACCCCUCAGACAGACAGACAGACAGACCUGGCCAGGCAUGAGGGGGGUCCCCCCAGGGCCUGAAGGACAGGCUGGAUGUGAGGGGAGAGGACGGGAGGAAAAGCCUUGCCCUGUUGGAGGGAAUGGGCACGUUUGAAGCCAGAGUUUGAACGAGCCAGUUUGGAGCAGCUGCCUUCGAGUUGAGGCCUCCCCGUGUUGGGGCGGCUGGUGGUGACGCCGGCCUCCCACAAUUAGCCUGCUGGCUGCAGUUAAAUGAGCAGGAGUCCUGGGCUGCCUUAGUCACGCCUUUCUCUUCAUCCCCAUUUUACAGAAGAGGAAGUAGAGGCUCAGAGGUUGGAAAGCUCGCCCCGGGAUACACAGCGGGAAGAAGGGGACACCGGAACGUUCCUGUGAAAACGGGGGGUGGGGCACACAACCCCAAGACUGCCCUUGACCACCUUCAGCCAAGCUAUGUAUGACAGAGGCCCCCCUGGCCUACUGUCUCCAGCGCUGCCUCUUGCCUCCUCAGUCCUGAUGCUGCUCAUGAGCUGCCUGUGGCUGGUGGGGGCCGGUCCCAGCCUGGCCCUGGCCCCAGAGCUGCUGCUGGACCCCUGGCAGGCACACCGGCUGCUGACCCAUGCUCUGGGUCACACGGCCCUACCCAGCCUGCUCCUGAGUCUGCUGCUCCUGCCCGUGCUGGGCUGGCGGCAGGAGUACCACCUGGGCACGCUGCGGUUCCUGCACGCCUCCACCCUACUCGCCCUGGCUGCCGGGCUAAUGGCGGUGCUGCUGGCAGGCCUCGGGGUGUCCGCUGCAGCCGGUGGCUGCGGGUACAUGCCCGUCCACCUGGCCAUGCUAUCAGGGCAGGGGUACCACCCUAGAGGGCUCCAUGGGGCGGUGCCACCGUGGCUGUUGCCAUGGUUGCUGCUUGCCCUGACACCACUGCUCACCUCCGAGCCACCCUUCCUGCAGCUCUUCUGCGGCCUCCUGGCUGGCCUGGCCUAUGCAGCCGGGGCCUUCCAGUGGCUGGAGCCCUCUGAGCGGAGGCUGCGGGCGCUGCAGGGCUUCCUGUGCAGGGUCUUGGGGUGCUGGCCACUCCGGCUCCUUCCCGCCCCAGGCAGUGUGGCUGAGCUGCCCGUCACCCUUCCUGGAGUGAGGCUUUCUACCCCUGGACCUCCGUACGCGGCCUCGUCUAGUCUCUGGUCUGACAGUGAAGGCUCAGGCCCACUCCCACCAGGCCUGGGGCCUGUGCAGCCGAACUGGGAGGGCUCCUCAGAGGCUGGCCUGGCCUGGCCUGGGCCCAGCUUUCCUCCCGGCUCCCCGCUGUGGGCAGCCCUCGAUGAGCAGAUGCUGCAGGAGGGGAUCCAGGCCUCGCUCCUUGAGGGGCCAGCCCAGGUUCCCAGGAGCCCGCUCUGGCUGCCCAAGUCCUCUGUUUCCUCUCUACGGCUGCAGCAGCUGGAACGCAUGGGCUUCCCCAUGGAGCAGGCCGUGGUGGCGCUAGCAGCCACAGGUCGUGUGGAGGGUGCGGUGUCACUGCUGGUCAGCGGGGAGGUGGGCACUGAGGCCCUGGUGACUCAGGGGAGGGGUGGGCUCGCCCACCCUGAAGGUCCUGGGCCCCCCUAGCACAGGCCGGCCCUCAGGCGACGAGAGUCCUUGCCCAUGGUUACACAGAGUUCCAGCCCCAAGUACUAAGUCACGUGGGCGCAGGGGAGGCCCCUCACGCCCUGCACUGUGUAGAAUAAAAACCGGUUCUUUUCAACCUGGACUCCUUGGG
Messenger RNA from Myotis brandtii (Brandt's bat), 1943 nucleotides. It is a transcript of the gene RHBDD3, whose product is annotated as rhomboid domain containing 3. NCBI's taxonomy places the organism in Eukaryota, Metazoa, Chordata, Mammalia, Chiroptera, Vespertilionidae. Gene Ontology annotation, molecular function: serine-type endopeptidase activity; protein binding. The record is from RefSeq and is a predicted model, not a curated record. The transcript has 6 exons. Bases 641 to 1792 code for a protein of 383 amino acids. Gene Ontology annotation, cellular component: membrane.